Aethina tumida (small hive beetle) is the source of this 3384-nucleotide messenger RNA. Its product is annotated as trehalase. The record is from RefSeq and is a predicted model, not a curated record. The coding region runs from base 315 to 2303 and encodes 662 amino acids. The transcript is spliced from 7 exons. Gene Ontology annotation, molecular function: alpha,alpha-trehalase activity. Lineage: Eukaryota; Metazoa; Arthropoda; Insecta; Coleoptera; Nitidulidae. Gene Ontology annotation, biological process: trehalose catabolic process.
CGCAUAAUGUCCACGAGCACUUAAAAGUAUUUCAGAGAAUAACUCUCUGUUCUCUGACAGUGUAGGAAAUUUUCAUUUUCAGUUUAUUUUUGAUUGACACUUGCUUAUUGGAGGUUAUUUUUCAAGCGGCAUUUUUUAUUUCCUUAUCCUUCUUUACUUAUUAGCAGAUGAGUUGAUAUCAGUGACCAUAGAAAAAUUCUAGGACUAGGACUGAGUGACAAUACUAGCUUGAACGGGAGAAUUUUCCAUUUAACAUAGACAGACUGUAAUUACAAAGUCUCAGACGGAGUGUGUCGAGUGAGGUCCUUUCGAAAAUGAAUAUUAAUCAAAUUAAUUUUAAAGUGAUUUUACUUGUGAUUACCCAAGUUGGUUUUCUCCCGUACAUUUUUUGCCAAGAGGAACAAGAUUAUCCGCCACCGUGCGACAGCCAAAUUUAUUGUUAUGGACCGCUGCUCGACACCAUACAAAUGGCUAAAAUUUAUGAGGACUCUAAAACUUUCGUCGACAUGAAAUUAAAAAAGUCGCCGAACGAGACCCUGCAAACCUUCAACAAAUGGAUAAAACAGUUCGGCGGGUCGAAACCUAGUAAAAUGGAGGUGACGAAAUUUGUCAGAGACAACUUCGAAGAUGCCGGCCAAGAGUUUGAGGUUUGGAACCCCAGCGAUUGGGUGGAACAUCCGAGAUUUUUAGACUCCGUCACAGACGAAAAAUUUAAACAGUGGGCCAGAAAGUUGAACAAAAUAUGGAAAACGUUGGGGCGUAAAAUGAAGUCACACGUUCAACAGAACCCGGAUUUGUACAGCAUAAUUUGGGUUCCCAAUCCGGUUAUAGUCCCUGGGGGUAGAUUCAGAGAGUUCUAUUACUGGGAUACCUACUGGAUAAUACAGGGAUUAUUGUUGUCGGACAUGCACGACACAGUCAAAGGUAUAUUGGAGAACUUCUUAUACAUCGUGGACACGUACGGGCACAUACCAAACGGGGGACGUAUUUACUAUUUGGCCAGAUCUCAACCUCCACUCAUGAUACCGAUGAUCAAACUGUACUGGGAAUAUACUCACGACCGGGAAUUCAUCCGCAAUAAUAUCCAUACAAUGGAAAAAGAAUUCCAAUUUUGGAUGGAUCGCCACCUUCGAACUGUGACGAAAAAUGGCAAAACUUAUAAACUGGCAGUGUACGCCGACAGAUCUAAAGGUCCAAGACCCGAAUCUUACUCGGAAGAUAUUGAAAGUGCCAACAUAUUCAAAGAUCAAAAUAAAAAGGAUGCCUUUUAUUCCGAAUUAAAAGCUGCGGCGGAAUCGGGUUGGGAUUUCUCAAGCAGGUGGUUUAUCACCAAUGCCACUAAUAAAGGAAACUUAACAAACACUAAAACCAGAUCUAUUGUGCCCGUCGAACUGAAUUCCUUCAUUUAUUGGAACGCCGACAUUCUGACUGAGUUCUUUACCGAAUUAGGCAAUGAAACUUCCGCAAAGCGUUACAGAAAUAUAUCGAAGACAUGGCUGGAAGCAGUGGAAGCCGUCCUCUGGCACGAAGAAGUAGGAGCUUGGUUGGAUUAUGACUUGUACAACGGCGUGAAAAGAGAUUACUUUUACCCAACCAACAUCUCACCACUUUUGACGGGCUGUUUCAAUAAAGUGGGGAUAGAGAAGAGAACAAAAUUAAUAAUGAAAUAUUUACAAAACAAAAAUAUUAUGAAUUAUCCCGGCGGCAUCCCGUCGACGGUGGAACACACGGGAGAACAAUGGGAUUACCCGAACGCCUGGCCACCGCUUCAGCAUAUGAUGAUUGUCGCACUGAACAACACCGGAGACAGCAGUGCCGAACGAUUGGCAUUCGAAAUCGCCGAGAAGUGGAUCAGAAGCAACUACAGGGCUUACGAAGAAUCCGAUGCCAUGUACGAAAAGUACGAUGCUACAGUGAUGGGAGGCCAUGGAGGAGGUGGUGAAUAUGAGUUGCAGAUUGGUUUCGGCUGGACAAACGGGGUUGUAAUGGAUCUGCUUUAUAAGUAUUCGAGCAAAUUAACGCCCCACGAUCCUGUUCUUUCAAACAAAGCCGAUACGGUGGUUGCAGCAACGACCAGUAGUCCGCUGGUUACGGCGCUCGUUGCUCUGGUGGUGUCUCUUACCGCCGGCUUCAUAGGAGUAUGUAUAUACAAAAAUCGCAGUCGACAACAAACGUUGCUGUAUAAGAAUAAGAAGCAAUACAAACCAUCAAGUGCACACUAUACAGAGCUGAGGAAUAUCCCCGAAUACAGCAAAUCCCUUAGAAAACAAGUCGGACUGUCUAGAGGUUCAAAAUCCCCCUAAUUAAUACCACAAAAACAAUAGAUCAAAAUUUUUCGGAUAGACAUGUGUUAACAUGUGUGUUCACCUAUUGCUUUUAUUUAUUUCUUUUAUGUUCAUCUAAAAACUUCCAACGAAUAGAUAAUUUUUCAUAAAAUCUCCAUAAAUUUACAGUUUUUAACAUUCCUACAUUAAAAAUUAGUUGUCACGUUAUAUAAUGACAUUGUUCGAUGCCAAGGUUAAAAUGAACGUAAAUAAUGAGCUAAUAGGUAAACGUACGUGAAGGCAUAUCAGUAUUUUAUUUAUUAAAUUGUUGUAUUUACAGGACAUAAAAAUACAGGGUGCUAUAGAAAAAUGGCUGUCUAGAAAACGUUAAAGCAUUUAAUAUUUAAUAAUAUAUGGAGUGCUUUAAUUUUGUCAGCGUGUAGGUAUGCCUAGUUCAAAUAUUUAUUUAUUUAUUUAUUUAUUUAUACUUUUAAAGCACUCGAUAUAUAAAAAAGGCAAAUUUAUUUUUCUAGAUGGAUUCAACUAAAUUUUACGAAAUAUUUUCAUAUUUAAUUAAUAUUCAUGAAUUUUUUAGUUCCUAUUAGCAUAAUAGUAACGUUUUUGAUUAUUUUAAAUAAAUUAAUCUAAAUAUCUAAAACGAAUCUCAUUUCAUUGAAUCUUACAUAAAUUUGAAUUCGUUGAAUUUGUUGUAAGAUUGAAUUGUCGGCAAUAAUAGUUACACCAAACUGAUUAAAAAUAGGAGGAGUAAAUGAUGAUGCUCAUCACCACACCAAAAAUUGUUAUGGCCGACUAUUCUUCAAUCGCUUUUGUGAUAUUGAUAAUGUAAAUCAAACUUUUAUUGUCGCUAAACUUAUCCAGACCACGUUAGAAUUUAGUUAACAUAGCAAUUUUAAUUAAAUUAUUAGAAUCUGUUAGAAUCUGUGAUUUGUACUUAUGGCUUGUUGCGCCAAUAUAUAAUUAAUUAUUUAUUAGUUUUCUUUAUUCUGUGUAUGUUCAUAAGUAAGUACAUGUAAACUGUUUUUAUUAGUAAUUUGUUAUAUUUCACGUAAGACAAAUAUAUAUUUUAGUAUAUUGAAAUAUAGAGAAUACGGUAAAAAUA